Molecule: messenger RNA, 420 nt
Organism: Macroventuria anomochaeta
Lineage: Eukaryota; Fungi; Ascomycota; Dothideomycetes; Pleosporales; Didymellaceae
Exons: 2
Source: RefSeq, a predicted model, not a curated record
AUGCCAGGAAUUAAAGAUGCGCUUGAUGAGAUUUGUAAAUUGAAGCCAGGCGAAAAACUUGUAUAUACUCAUAUUGCAAAAAAAAAAAAAAAUGGUGUUGCGUGUUCUACGUUGUCGCGCGCGCACCGACUCGUUACAAUGACAACAAACAGCCGCAAACUCAACGACCAGCAGGAAUCUGACCUUAUCAAUUAUAUUGAGUGGCUUACAGCGUGUCACCUACCACCUACAAGAGCUAUGGUUCAAAAUUUUGCAUCUGCUGUUGCCUCAACUCCUUGCUCUGAUAAGUGGGUUACCCGCUUCCUCCACCAUCACCGCAACCAGCUCACCUCUCAAUGGGUGACGGGUAUGAACUCUAACUGCCACAACACUGAGUCAGGGUAUAAGUACAAGUUGUACUUCAAGCUUCUGCAGCAGAAG